Molecule: messenger RNA, 1560 nt
Organism: Hibiscus syriacus
Lineage: Eukaryota; Viridiplantae; Streptophyta; Magnoliopsida; Malvales; Malvaceae
Product: dof zinc finger protein DOF2.2-like
Exons: 3
Coding region: 231-1175 (314 amino acids)
Biological process (GO): regulation of DNA-templated transcription
Molecular function (GO): DNA binding; DNA-binding transcription factor activity
Source: RefSeq, a predicted model, not a curated record
CGAAACCCUAAUAAUAUAAUAAAACAAAAAGGAGAGAUGAGAGAAUAAUGAAGGAAUAAUAAAUAAAUAAACAAACAAAAACCAUCUCCUUCUCCCCACCUCCAUCUCUUUAAUUCUCUUUUCUCUUUGCUUUCUUGACCUCUGGUAUUCUCCUCUAUGAUUCUCCACCUUGUGUUUGCUAAAGAACCUAUCAACCUUUGGUAAAAAAAAAAAAAAGCAAAAAAUUAACUAUGGUUUUCCCAUCUGUUUCAGUUUAUUUAGAUCCUCCAAAUUGGCAGCAGCAGCUUAAUCAUCAACUAGUAGCUGGCAGUGAAAAUCCUCAGCUUCCACCUCUUCGCACUCCUCCUAAUCAUCAUGAAUGUCCCUGUGGGUGGAAGCGGCCGAAGAAACAAGAAGAAGAAAAACAGGAGUUCAAGGUUCCACAACCAGAAGCACCUCUGAAAUGUCCACGGUGUGAAUCCACCAACACCAAGUUUUGUUACUUCAAUAACUACAGCCUAACACAGCCACGCCACUUUUGCAAGACUUGUCGACGGUAUUGGACUAGAGGAGGGGCUCUUAGGAAUGUCCCUGUGGGUGGAAGCGGCCGAAGAAACAAGAAGAAGAAAAACAGGAGUAGUAGCUCAAAACCCACAGCUUCUUCCGAGAGGCAAAGUGGUCCAAAUUCAACCAAUGAUGUUAUUCCCUCUGAAAUCACUGCUCAUCUGCCGCAUCAAACACCUCAUUUACCUUUUAUGGCGUCACUGCAAAGCUUUUAUCAGUAUGGUAUAGGAAAUGUCGGCUUAAACUAUGGUGGAACUCAAGGCCAGAUAGGGCGAACGAGUGGCGCUAUUGGGCAAGCUGAUACGGGAAUUCAUAUAGGAACCAACUCAGACAUGAGCAAUGCUAUUUUAUCAGUAGGAUCAGGGAAUCAUCAGCAGUUCCCGUUCUUCGAGCCAACUAAUAGUUUAUAUCCGUUACAGACUGACUAUAUGGAAGCAUCACCUUUGAUGGUGGGAGAAACCCAGCUUCUUCGUUCCACGAGUUCAAGUUCUAGGGUUUCUCAGCGAGCUCCAGUGAAAAUGGAAAACAACAGUCAAGGGCUAAAUCUAUCAAGAUCAUUGUUGGGUAUCUCGGAUCCGAAUAAUCAGUAUUGGGGAGGCAACAGUUGGACAGAUUUAUCAGGUCUCAAGUAAUCAUCUCUUAUAGCUAUAGUUUCAAUCUUUCUUGAUAAACAGCAGCUAAAAGCUGAUCUUGAUGCUUCAGCGCCUUCAUUCCAGCUUUAACAACAGAUGAUAGUUGACAUAAAGUAGCAUUGUUCUUUUAUCACACUGAGUCCUUCACGAUCCUCAAGUCUCCAACAUCGAAAGCUAAAUAAUGGAUGGUAAAAUUGCAUGUUCGUUGUGGAACUUAUCUCGCAACCUCAUCAUCAUCAUCUUCCUGUCUAAGAAACAACAAAUAUUCGUAGAAUUAAUGUUGUUUCAUACUAUAUAGUUUUGGGUUUUCUUAAAUUAUGUGUUCGGUUUUUCUGCUUGUUUGGGCUUGUUUACAGAUUUGUUUCUAUGUUUGCUGUGUUUGAAG